CGUUUGAUUCUUGAAGACAACCAUGCCCAAGGGAGACUCGAAAGGCAAAGGCGGUCGAGGAAAGCGCGGGCAACAACCUCGCAAAAAAGGUGAUUAUGCAACGCUUUGUUUCGUACUUGGUAUCUUUUUGUUAUAUUGGUUUAUAACGUAUUUUCAACUGAAAUUGUGAAUCGGAUCUUAGCUUUGGAAGUGCCCGAUCUUCGUCGAGUGCUUUCGUUCUUCACAAUCAAUGGCGCGCGUUGAUCAUCAUAAAUUUGUUUUCGCGCUCGUCUUUAGCCACAUAUCGGCUUGGUUUCUAGACUGGAUUCUUUAAUCUGUAGCCGUUUAAUGUUUGACUUUAUUACUUAUUGCGUGUUUAGGACGAAGAGGAGACGAGGAAAGCGACGAUGAGGAUUUGGAAACCCAAAGUGUAGCAAGUUAUUCAUCAACACCGGGAACCCACAGUGGCGAAGAAGGUAAGAGAUCGGAGUUUUUCUGCGUUCAACACGUGACUGCAAGGCGACGCGAAUUAUACCUCGCAAACUGCGCCUAUUUAUCAACAUUGCUGCUUUUUGUUGAAGUUUUUUAACUCCAGUUUUAUUACAAUAGCUGAUGGUUUAGACGAGGGCGGAGAAGAAGACUACGAAGACGACUUUGAACAAGUUUUGGCUGAUUGCAUUGAUAGAGCGACACAGAAAAGGUAGCGAAAAUCUUUGCACGUUAAGAUCAAUUCAGAUCAUAUCAUUACAUCACAUUCUAUGAAACACUAUGAUUUAUAUGAUGCGAUGUUAUAAUCUAGGUUUUGUUAUUAUUUUGGUUAUUUUUUAUGUUAACUCUUUGUCGCACGUGGUAAUGCACUUACUAGCACCGUUGACGCGUUUCGAUUAUUCAUAUUUCUCAUUUUUUGCGACUUUGUGAAAAGAGCUUAAGUGACUUCUUCUUCUUAGCGAACAAAAGUUUUCUGUAUUAGCUAGCAAAUAUAUUAAAAGUGUAGAAAUCCUAUUUCGUAUCGAUUCAGUUUCGUUAUGUUGCUUGAGUGUAAGUGAACACGUUUCUUGUUGUUUUCCAGACGUCGAAGUUUAUAGCAAUUUACAUCACGUUUUUGUUCUUAAAUGCUUUUUUUAGCGAAUUCCGUAAUGACAUAUUUCACCAGAGCCCAAUAUUCACUGAAAUGUAAUUUGGACCGUAACGGUGACUUAGCUUACUCAGCAUUAAUUUCAUAUGCACUGUUUUGUAAACAUAUUAUCGUUUUGUAUAGCAACCUCCUUAGCUCAUAUUGUAAUAGGGCAAUUCUUGUACGAGUACAAAGGUUGGGUUGACUAUCACUGGAUAUCUUCUGUUUCAGUGCGCAAGGGAGGCAAUCUGCAUUGUUUGCUAUCCAGAAGGCUCUGAAAUCCAGAAUUGUACAUGAAUUUCUUUCUGACAGGUUUGUUUUGAAUGAAGUUAAUAUGAAUUUGAAUUUGAAUUCAUGGGGUCAGGCAGCCUGCCAGCUGAGCCUUUUUUUCACUUGUUUGAUUUUGGUGUGCUCAAGAAAGAAUCUGCAUGAAUUGAGUAAGAUCUUUGUUGAGCAUGUGCUGGGAUAAACUUGCAAUCCCAGGCCUCAUAACUGUGUUCUCAGCUACGACCAUUGGUUUAUCCACAGGUAACCCAGGCUCAAUGUUUGUGUCACAUAUUGGUUUCAUAACAUGAGUAAAUAUGGAGAACAUAUUGGGCGAAGUUUAGGUCUGGAAAUUUACUAGAAGAUGGAAAUAAAAAUCGAUGAAACUUACCAUUUGGCGAGUUGUUGUUGUCCUUAAUAUGCACACAAAGUUUUGGGAAAAAUAGUCUCCUUCAUCUUUCCUACUUAGUAGAGUGGCAAGGUAGGAGGCUGACAGCAGCGUCAGGGCUACGAUGGACCCCAAAUGAGCAUGAUUUUUUUCGCGAAAAUCAAAUCAGUGGAUUCAGGGUUUAGAGAAAUUCAUGUUCCAAGAGCCUGGCGUGUUUAUUCAGUGACUUGAUUAGAUUUUCGCGAAAAAAAUUGUGCUGGUUUGGGGUCGAUCGGAGCCUUGAUGCUGCUGUCAACCUCCUACCUUGCCACUAUACUAUGUAGGAAGGAUGAAGGACUAUUUUUCCUGAAACUUUGUGUACAUAUUAAGGACAACAACAACUCACCACAUUGUGAGUUUCAUCAAUUUUUAUUUCCAUUUUCUAGCAAAUUUCCAGACCUAAACUUCGUCCCAUAUGUUCUCUAUAUUUACUCAUGUUAUGAAACCCGUACGUGACACAAACCGUGAGCCUGGGUCAACUGUCGUUUAUCAAUAAACUGAUGCUUACACUCGAAAAACUAGUUUGAGGAGAGAGAACAAGAUUGAGUAGGCCAUAAGUUGGGGCUUCAGCAACUUCAAAGGCUUGAUGUGAUUCAGGUGGAGCCUCGGUUUUUCUCCUCACUUAUACCAGUAGUGUGAAGGUCAGGAUGAACAUUGAUAUAUUAUAAAGACUAUCAUAACUAAUGGAUGACACAAUAUUAGGAGUUUGUAAGGAGCCUUCGCCCUUUUUAUUGAUGAAAAAUACAUCAAUACUUCCUCUUCAUUCUUUCAGGAAAGUAACCAUUGUGGAUUGCAUUGAAAAGUGUGUAAAAAGAGGUAAGAAAGAAUCUAAAGUUCUGUAAAUAAAUUUGUUUUAGUAGUUUACUUUAACAGGUAGAUUUUACUCAACGUUUUAGAUUUCCUCACUUAUAGUAUGUGUUUUAACUAAGUUAGCUGUUUCACUUCUAUGGGAUAUGAUAAGUAAUGUCAUUCUUACUUCUGCAUAUACAGGCAGAAUCUUUUUAGUGAUACCAUUCCGGAGCUCAAAAUAAAUUUGGGAGAGUUGCCAGUCGUGUUGAGCGACCAAAUAAUUUUAAGUGUGUGAUCAUGUGUCUCUUCUGACCCGUCUAAAUGUUAAAAAUAACACUAUAAUAAAUUAAAAGUACUAGCCAGCUGUACUAACAUGAUUGCCCUCUUGAAAUGUAAUGGUGUGAAAAAUGACUGGUAAGCCAAAAAGUUUUUCUGGACAAAUGGUUAUCUCAGCCAGACGUAUGUUGUUGACUGUCUGUUAUUUUGAGCUCUGCCAUUCAAAUGAAGACUCUGGCAUAAAUUUUGCACAGUACUGUUUAUUUCUUAGAAUUAAACAAAAAGAAAAAAUUAAAUUUUUGAAAAUUUUCCUUAGGUAUCUGUGAUCAGUAAAAGUGUUGAAGUAUGGUUGACGGAAAUGAUGUUAAUUUAUUAUUGUUAAUAGGUACCAAAGAGGAUCGCGUGUUAGCAUCCUCCAUUGCAGUGCUACUGUGUGUUCAGUUUGGAGCUGGGUCAGAAAGCGAGGAUGUGUUUAGAUCAAUGAAGCCUCAUUUGAUCACUGUCAUUCAAGAUCAGACAGCUGGAUCCGUUGCUAGGGCUAGUGUAAGAGAGACAGUCAUAUGUUUUGAUAAAAAUGUGAUGGUAAACUUUAAGCCUGGUAAAUAAACAAGAAAGAUGUCAUUCAGUCAGUGACAUAGGAGGCUGAAACACACAUCAAUAUGAGGCAAAUUCAUUUUUCCCAGAAGCAAUUUUUUAAUACUUAGCUGCUUAUUACAAAUGUCCUCCAGAACAGAAAUAAUGACAAAUUUAUUAUUUUUCUCUUUCAGUUUUCUUCUUCUUAUUAUUUUUAAUUGGAAUGUGUUGUUCUUUGUCAUUUUUCCUAGUGACACUUCCAUUAAUACCACGCUAAAAAUAAAGAUACUAUAAAACAAACCAACUAGCCUGCGAGCAAGCUCUCCUAUUUGGGCGAGUUAAACGAGUCUCGCGAGAGUGCGCGAGCGAGCGGCAAAGCCGCGAGGGGCAGAGGAAAGGAGAGCUUGCAACCAUCCCUUACAAAUUUUCAUUUGUACUUCGCCCAGACGAAGGAAAAUACCAUUGGCUGAAAAAUGACGUUCCGGAAAUCAAAGUUGACUGAUAACAGGCCAAGCUGGCACCUGCUUCGUCGGUGUGUCAAAUUUGGUUCUCAGGGGGAUCAGAUUGGUACCGAGAACUUGUUUCAGCCCUCAAUGCAGACGAGCUCGUUUGAUGUAAUUCUCGCAAAGAGAAUAUUGUGUGCCGAGGAUAAGUCGGACCGAGUUUGUAGUUCUUGUCGAAGGAAAAUGAAAACCCUUCAUCAGUUGUAUUCAUUUGUGUCAAGCGCCUUGUUUAGUUCUGAAAACCGGGAGAGUGAAGUGAAGAGUGAUUAAAGCGCAGUCUUCCAACAUCGGUUUCUUCGCCCGAUUGAAUUCUAUUCUGGGUAGAAAAAUUCAGAAACGUGUACUUGACAGUGUAGCUGUGUAGCUUGAUCGUAAAGAAGGAAAAGAGAAAGAAUUGGAAGGAACUGGAGUAAACCCUAAGAGAACCAAGUGUUUAGUCCAAAUUUUAUUUUGAUUUAUUUUUGCGUUCACUUCCUUUUUGGACACUACGUGACUACUUAUAUCAUGUUAGUUUCGGAUGGUCACAUGACCACAGCAAAACCAGAUCACCACGUGUUUUCAAGUGUAGUGUUAUAGAGCAAAUGUUUUGAAUUUCUCAUCGAUUGCAUCGCACAGAAUGUAAGUAGUUUUCGCUCUUUAGUGUCGCUUUAGGUUUAUUUAGGUUUUCUUUAGGUUUAUUUGUCAUUUUUGCUUAUUUUAUGUUCAGUUUUCACCGUUCAUGACCAGUGAUCACCGAUCGAACCAAGCACGAGAAACUUGGCGAUUAAAGACAGAUUAAUAGUCCAAUCAACGCGUCGAAAUUUCUGUGUCGACCCCAACAUUGUGAAAAAUUCUGCAAAGUACGAAGAGAAAACUGUGUUUUUCACCUGGAUUUUCGAGAAAACGAACGCUCAGAACCGACCGAACGGAAUCGCAGGAAUCUCUGGACUGGACCGCGCGAUAGUGGAUCGCGGAAUGGACCCUGAGGACUCAGCGAGAGGAGCAGUUGGAUACUCCCACGCCAGGACCCCGUACCAAAUACUCAAAUUGAUUUUAGUGAACUUGUGCAUCAACGCGAAAUAAGGGAACAACGCAGACUUGCAUCUUUGUGGAACAAGGAAUCUAAAGAAGUUGCCUUUGAAACACAGCAGCUCCAAACUCUCCUCUACACUAAUUGGGAGCACUUGUCCGCCCAAGAAAAAUAGUAGAUCGUUUAGCUAUCAUUUGAAAUCCUUUGAGACUGUACACUCAAGUACCUGCCAGGCAUACGUGACAGCAAACGACUACAAGAAGUACAGCAAAGGUUCAAGUCCCUCAAAGAACAGAUGAUGUUUACAAUAGAAGAAUGCGAAACGCAAAUACGGACUGAUCAAGAAACACAAGAACGUGAUGAUGAAAGCUCCAUUAAAAGUCACAAGUCGCACCAGUCUCAGAGCUCCACUACUUCAAGAUCCUCUUCGUCCCGGAAAGAAAGGUUUAGAGCCAUGCUUUUAGCAAAAAGAAAUUGGAGUUAGCGAAGAGUAGGGCACAAGAGGAAGCUGAGUUGGCGAAGAGUAAGGCUCAACAAGAAGCCGAAUUGGUCAAAGCAGAGCAUGAGCGGAGCGCAAAGAAGGAAUUGAGACUACUCGAGGACGAAGCCGUUCUAGCUGAACUGGAUUGGAAGAUUGAAAAUGAGUUCGACGAGGAAACUGGUGUUGUUAAUGGUGUGGACAAUAUUGUUCAGACAACCUAUCCCAUUGAGGAGAAACCACUGGGACAGUCACCUCAAAUUCAACUUGAUGAUUCAGAACCCCGAACACCAAAAAUCCCAGCACCGACACCCAAACCUUCACUGCCUCUUAUACCUGUCAGUUGCUCCACCCCCCAAGACACAGCACCUGGUUCGUGCAAGGAAAAGCCAGCCACUGAGGUCAAAUCCAAUAUUGCCGAUACUGCAAACAAGGGAGCACUGCCAGUCACUGAAUGUCAGCAGCCACCAUACCAAGCCCCCACGAACCUUCCAGUAUAGACCUAAGUCUCAGCCAGAAGACAAAGUAAUAGAGCAAGCCCCUAAAGACCAUGUAGCAGCCAUGUGGAAGGUACAGCUUCUGAACGGAAUCUCUCCUACACCCUUUAAUGGCAACCCAGCAGACUUCCCGUUCUUCAAAGAACAAGCACAUACUCACCUUGAAAGUGAGCUACUAACUGAUGCGCAGCGGGUAGAGUACUUACCGAAAGUUCCUGAAAGGAGAAGCCUUGGAGGUCAUCAAAAGAAACCGAGGCUCCUCCUAUAGUGAGCUAAUGAAGAUCUUAGAGGAACGCUUUGGUCGCCCUAUUCAGGUGACGCAAGCCUGCAUCAAGAGUUAGUCUCAGGCCCCAAACUUGCCUAUGGUGACAACAUGGGUCUGCUUAAUUUUGCCGAGAAGCUGAACACUUCAACCAAGGUUCUGAAGGGAGAUGUGGAACGCGAAGCAAGCGUAGCUACCAAUUUAAGAAGAAUCGUAAACAGACUCCCAAAUGAUUUAAUCACCAAGUGGCAGACCGAAAACUAUUUAGAUUGUUAGCCGUGGUGGAACUGCACGACUAAAGGACAUUGCAAAAUUCGUGAAAAGGCAAGCGUCAAUAAGGAAUGACCCAGUGUUUGGAAUGCAGCCGCAAAGGGAGAAAACAGGACAAACAAGUCCCCCAAAGCUUCUAAAGGAUCGGACCUGCCCACCUAAAAAACGCUACGAUCAACGCCACAUCGCUUAAGAACGCCCCAAGAAAGAGAACUCUGCAAACUGUGCAAUUUGCAAGUCUACUCCCCACCGACUCCAGGAGUGCCCAAUCGUCAAACAGUGUGACCGUGUAGCCGCAUGCGUCGACAAUACGCAGCAUCGUAUGGGUUCUGCUUUAACUGUGGUUGCCAUAAUCCCGAUCACAGUGGUACUUCCUGUCCUGAGCCACCAGCUUGUUCUCUGUGUCCUGGACACCACUUACCAAUACUGCAUAGGGACAACAACAAUGGACGAGAACUCCUGGAAACAAGAACACUCAUAACCCCACUAACCGAUACAGUACUCCGACUGCUGACCCAAUAACCCGCAACCACAAAUGGAGCAAGGCACAAGACAGCCGCCCAGCGACAGGCCACAGACUUCGAUUACAUCUGCCGUGUCAGCACCACAAGAGCCCAAGUUUUGUUAAAUGUAGUUCCUGUAACCAUUACUGCAGAGAACGGUGGUUCCCUUUCUACAUAUGCAUUUCUUGACAAUGGGUGUACCGAUACCCUCAUUGACAAAGAGCUUGCUGAUCAUCUUGACCUGAAAGGGAUCUCGAGCAAAUCGGGAUUAAGACUAUUACGAACAGUGAGGAGCUGGUGGAGAGUCGACGCGUUUCCUUUACUCUCAGUCCUGUAGAAGCAUAUGGUGAAGACAUUGAAGUUAAUGAAGCUUACGCUUCCCCUGACCUGAACCAAUCAGAACGAGUUUUGCCGGGACAGUAGAUGUCCAUAAGUAUCCGCACCUUCAAGACCUUACAUUCCCAGUGGUGGACUUUAAACGAGUCUCGAUCAUUGUGGGGAGUAACGUCCCUGUUGCACACUUGCAGAAGGAAGUCAGAAUCCCGAAAGACAACAAGAGCGGCCCCUCACGGUUAUCGGUACCCUCUCGGUUGGAGCAUUUCAGGUCCAUUGACUAUCGCUGGGACAAGAAGAGCUGAGCUCAAUUUCAUCUCUGUUGGACACAAACCUGACGACUUUGUUGAAAGGUUUUGGAAGAUCAAGACUAUGGAACAUUGAAAGCAGGAGAGAAGCCCUUAUCUGUGGAAGACAAACGAGCCCUAAAAAAUCAUUGAAGAAACUUCUACCUUGUAGACGGGCAUUAUGAAGUUGGCCUACUAUGGAAGGAAGAUCAGCCAAAGCUGCCAAACAAUCGCAUUUUAGCUGAAAGACGAGCAGAAUUGCUUAGACGACGCCUGACCAAAGCAGGAAAUGAGCAAAUGGCUGCUAAGUACCGUGGAGUCAUGACUGAGUACAUCUCAAGGGCUAUGCACGCAAAUUGUCCCCUGAAGAAGCAGCUAGAGAAAGCUCGAUAACUUGGUACUUGCCUCAUCAUCCAGUGACCAAUCCCAACAAACCUGACAAGCUCCGUAUCGCCUUCGAUGCCGCAUCUGAGUAUGAAGGAACAUCUCUAAACAAGAAUCUCGCUCAAGGGCCAGACAUGACAAACAGUCUCGUUGGUGUGCUGCUGCGAUUUCGACAGGGGCAUGUAGGGGUAGCCGCUGAUGUCGAGGCAAUGUUUCAUCAAGUGCGUGUGCGUAAACAAGAUCAAGAAGCUCUACGAUUCCUCUGGUGGACAGAUGAUUACGACAAACCCCGGAUGUCUAUGUUAUGGAAGUACACAUAUUUGGAGCAACCUCGUCCCUUGCGUUGCAAAUUCGCCCUGAGAAGAACAGCCAGUGACAAUGCUGAAAGGUUCAACCCGCAAGUUGUUGCAACUGUUGACAGGAACUUUUAUGUUGACGAUGCUCUGCCAUCCUUCAGUGAGGAGAAUGCAGCAUCUACUGUAGCAUCGGACCUAGUGAAAAUCCUGAAUCACGGUGGCUUCAACCUUACAAAAUUCAUGAUUUAACAGUAAGAAUGUUUUGGCAACCAUUCCCACCGAGAAAAGAGCCUCACCAGAUCUGAAUCUUGACUUAGACGAACUGCCAGUGGAAAGGGCGCUUAGGAUUCGCUGGUUUGCUGAAACAGAUGAGCUUGGAUUUGACAUCAAGAACUUGAAUCGACCCGAAACAAAGCGUGAGUACUGUCCGCCGCUUGUUCCCUGUAUGACCCUCUUGGGUUUGCUGCGCCUGUGGCCCUUACUGCCAGAGUAAUUAUCCAGGAUAUGUGGAAGGCUAAGGUAGACUGGGACCAGCCACUCAAGAAAACUUCUUAGCCAGAUGGAAGUCUUGGACCUCACAGCUGUCAUCCCUCUCUGCACUGCGCAUCCCACGUUGCUACUUGCCAGCUGGAACAGAUGCUUCCAAAGGCAAACUACAGCUGCAUGUCUUCUCUGAUGCCUCUGAAAUUGGCUACGGUGCAUCUGCGUAUCUAAGAGUCGAGAAUCCAGAUGGGUCCAUUCACUGCUCGUUUGUUGUGGGGAAAGCAAGAAAUGCACCUGUCAAGUUCACAAGCAUUCCAAGGCUAGAACUCCAAGCUGCUGUUCUGUCUACACGCUUGAAUAAGAUGCUGAGAGAAGAGUUGGACCUUCCUAUUCAGAGCACCAAGUUCUGGACAGACAGCGAAAUAGUUCUCCACUACUUGAAGAAUGAAAGGCGUCGUUUCCAGACCUAUGUCGCUAAUCGAGUCGAAGAAAUCAGAGGAAACUCACAGCCAGACGACUGGAACCACGUGCCAGGUGUCUUGAACCCAGCCGACGAUGCGCCACGUGGCUUGAACCCCUCUGAGCUAAACCUUGAUCACCGCUGGCUACGAGGACCAGAGUUCUUAUGGCAACCUGAAUCCUUUUUGGCCCAACGCGAGCCUUCGACAAGUCCCCGAUGAAGGCCUAGAGCUUAAGAAAGAAACCCAUGCUAACUGUACUGACAUAAACACCAAUGUCAAGACCCGCCAGGCAAGCGUACAGUCUAAUUGCCCCCGCCACACCUGUUGAGACCACCAUGCAACAAAUAAUAAGCACCUCCUCUGAUUGGAACCGUCUCAGACGCCAAGUGGCUUGGCUCACACGCUUCACUCAUUUCAUCCGUGACCGGAAGACUGUCCACACAGGUCAUCUGACUUUAGAAGAUUACGAUGCUGCUACCUUAUCCAUCGCAAAGAUCGUCCAGCACGCAGCCUACGAUCAAGAGAUCAAGGAUCUAAAGACCAGGGGCGGUCAGGGGAUCCAGUAAGAUCGCUAGUUUGAACCCAAUGCAAGACGACCAUGGUGUUUUGAGAGUCAAGGGACGAUAGCAUCACCACCAGCUGCUGACACUGCCAGGAAUCAAAUAAUACUGCCCAGAGAUCAUCCAGCGACAGUCCUGAUGGUCCGCCACACCCAUGCAUCAAUUGGUCACCUGGGGCGUGAACACCUCAUAGCAAGGGUUCGAGAGACGUUCUGGAUCCCACAAAUAAGGGUGUUAACUCGUUCUGUCCUGGGUCGGUGUCUUGUUUGUAAGAAGUUGAAUGCCAAGCCGAUGACUCAGCAAAUGGCUCCCCUGCCAAGAAGCCGGAUGAUGGCGUCAUUUAACCCCCAUUCUCCUACACAGGAAUGGAUCUAUUCGUCCUUUAUACGUCAAGCAUGGAAGAGGAACAGCCAAACGGUGGUGCUGCUUAUUUACCUGCCUAACGACACGUAGUGUACAUCUUGAAUUGGUUCACUCGAUGGACACAAACGACUUCAUAAUGUGUCUGCGACGAUUUAUGAACCGUCGUGGUGAAGUGACUGAACUAAGGUGUGACAGAGGAUCAAAUUUUGUUGGCGGUGAACGAGAGCUGAGAGAGUCGAUCGAGCAGUGGAACCAGCAACAAAUUGUGCAAGAGCUUCUACAACGAGGGUGCAAAUGGGUCUUCCAGCCGCCAACUGCUUCUAGCAUGUCUGGGAUUUGGGAGCGGAUGGUGCGGUGCUAAGACUGUUCUGAAGUCUAUCCUAGGGACCCAAGUAGUUACGGAAGCAGUUCUUCAGACGCUGUUGACUGAAGUUGAACGAGUGUUAAAUGGGCGAGCGCCACCGCCAAUUCAGACGACCCAAAUGACCUUCAGCCACUCACGCCAGCGCAUUUCUUAAUGCAGAGGAAGACUAUCUGCCUACCCCUGGCAUAUUUGAGAAAGCAGAUCAGUAUCACAGAAGGAAAUGGAGGCAGGUACAAUUUCUGGCAGACCUAUUUUUGGAAGAGGUGGUUGCGUGAGUAUUUACCUACCCUGCAAGCCCGAGGAAAGUGGAGAAAGGUCUUACCUAACCUGAAGUCAAGGCCCUUGUCCUGUUAGUUGAUGACAACGUGCGAGAGGAUGCUGGAAACUUGGACGAGUCCUAGAGGUCUUCCCUGGCCCCGACGGCCUGGUGCGCACAGCGAAAGUCAAGACAAAGGACUCUGUGUUCAUCCGACCUAUUCAGAAGCUAUGCCUACUGGAGAACGAUCUUGAGAAUAAUUAGUCUAGGCUAGUGACGUUGGGCCUACCUACUGGGUUGUCCCAAGGCCGGUGGAAUGUUUAGUCCAAAUUUUAUUUUGAUUUAUUUUUUAUGCUCACUUCCUUUUUGGACACUACGUGACUACUUAUAUCAUGUUAGUUUCGGAUGGUCACAUGACCACAGCAAAACCAGAUCACCACGUGUUUUCAAGUGUAGUGUUAUAGAGCAAAUGUUUUGAAUUUCUCAUCGAUUGCAUCGCACAGAAUGUAAGUAGUUUUCGCUCUUUAGUGUCGCUUUAGGUUUAUUUAGGUUUUCUUUAGGUUUAUUUGUCAUUUUUGCUUAUUUUAUGUUCAGUUUUCACCGUUCAUGACCAGUGAUCACCGAUCGAACCAAGCACGAGAAACUUGGCGAUUAAAGACAGAUUAAUAGUCCAAUCAACGCGUCGAAAUUUCUGUGUCGACCCCAACACCAAGUGCAGGAAAAUGCUUUUCUCCAGUUCCAGACGGACAAAUAUAUGAUGUUUUUGUUGGUGAUUGCGAUGGGGAGUAGUCUUCUACACUGCAGUAUGGACGACUUUUCAAAAGUAAACGAAACGAGAAUCAAAGUAGUGAGUUCUUAUCCGAGCUGACACGUUGAAGUUCGAUGUCCCCGUGAAGAAAAAAGCAUAUAAGUGAUUAAAAACAUUGCUUUGAUGCUGUUGUGAAAGCGAUUUGUAAAUAAAUAAUUCUACGCACCCUUGGCUGUCUAAACUUACUUGACAGGCGGUUGUCACUUUUCUAAUCUGCGGCAUGUUUGCGGUGACAGUUUUCACGCUUUGCGGAGUCCCGGGAUUUCCGGGGUGGAAAUGAAAAUUUAUGAGAGAUGGUUGCAAGCUCUCCUUUCGUCGGCCCCUCGCUCGCGCGUUCCCGCGAGGCUCGCUUCCCUUGCCCACAUAGGAGAGCUUGCUCGCAGGCUACAAACCAACCACCAUACUUAAUCCAGUAAACUGUGCCAUGUACUUUGAUACAUGAGAGUCAGUAACAUUUUCAUUUAGUGUACCUAAUAUUUUAAGUAAACAUUAUUUCCACCAUUUCUUAUUGAUUUGUUGUUUGGUUUACAGUGUGCUACAUCGCUGGCCCUGUGCUGCUUUAUUGCAAGUGAAGAUCAUGAUGUGAGUUUUGAGUUCUAGAAGGAAUCUUAGUACUAAUUCAUGAUCAAAUUAGAGUACAAUGGAACUUCGAUUUAAUGAGCCUCUAGAUAACGAAGUCCUUGGUAUAACAAUGAAUGAUAUUCCUAGCCCCACUAAUAGUGAACAUCUGUAAAAGAACCUCAGUAUAAGAUUAUAACAAAACAUCCUUUUAGCGAACAUAUUUGGUCAGUCCCUUGCCCCUUCUUUAUACCGAGGCUUCACUGUAUAGGGUUGUUAGUUUUUCUGAGACAAAAAUGAUAGUUUCAGAAAUGCAACUUAUCUUCACUAUUGCAGAAUUCCUUAAGACCCUACAGCUGCACCAAUUGUGUCUUGUUCAGUCAUAAUAACCUUGAGAGCGUCUUUAAUGGGUGCCUUGCUGCUGUCUGCCAUGUUUUUACUGUCCCUUCAAGUGAUCCCUAGAGCCUUGACUGUCAUAAGUCGUACCAGUUCCCCGCUUGAUUAGAACAUGGCCUAUAUGGUCAGCAAUAGCUUGUUGUGAUAAAUUGGCCAGGGAAUCUAAGGGUACAUUCCUUUGGGUGAUCUGGAUCUGGAUCAAUGGUCCAAAAUCACUCAGAUCACGGUACAUAUAUGAACCGAUGAAUCCUUUCCCCAGGUCGAUUCAUUAUGUCAGCUGGUAGUAUUUUACCUUAAAGGAAUUUAAAAGUAAUUAUUCCUCUACAACAUUGUUUCCAGGAGCUAUUUGAGUGCUCAGCUGUCCUAGAGGCAAUUUUUGACAACAAGAAGACCGUCAAGCCAGAUGAAGUUCCACUUUAUGGUAGUAUUCUAGCGGCUUGGGCCCUUCUCUUGUCUGUCACACCAGAAAAUCAAGCUUACAUUCUCAUUAACAAGUGAGUAGCAAGAGCAUGCAAUCAUCUUAAGUUUUAACUGUGCCAUUCAAUUACAUAUAUUUGUGUUUUUAUCCAUCAUUUUAAUAGCCUGAGAAAGCAGCAGACAUUUGGCGACACUACCACUGGUUUCCCCACCAAAUGACGUCUGAGAAGCAAGCUCAGAAAUUCCAUACUGAUGACACGUCACUACGCAGAUCUGGGUAGUGCUUCUAAUUGGUUAGCUGCAAGGAAAUUUUGCUUCAGCCAAUCAUAAGCACCACCCAGAUCUGGGUAGUGACGCGUAAUCAGUUUGGAAUUUCUGCGCUUGUUUCUCAGAUGUCAUUUCAAGGGGAAACCAGUGGUGCCAUCGCUAAAUGUCUGCUGUUUUCUCAGGCCAUGAGUUUAUUUAUGACGAUCAGUGAUAACAUUAUUAUAAUGCUGAUUUUUCCCUCCACAAGGCACUUAAGAAGAAUGACAUUUCUUCUUCAAACAAGUGACCUCAGUGUGCGGAUUGCUGCAGGAGAACUCUUAGCACUUAUGUAUGAGAUGGGACGCAACGUUCAUGAGGACUUUGGUUACAGAGAUCGAAAUGGCGUUUGUGAUCUUAUAAGGGAACUUGCCACGGAAGGUAACAAGCACAUUGCAAAGAAAGAUCUGCGACAACAGCGGUCGAGCUUUAGAGACAUUCUGAAAACUAUUGAGGUAUGUAAUCUUUAUUAUGCCUCCCCCCAAAGACUUAGCUGUAUAGAGCCAAAAAUAAUAUUUUGAGUUUAUACCAGAUGAUGAUGGAAAGGUGAUUUAUGAAGUUAUGAAAUAUAUCAUGUACUGUAUGUGUUUGUUGAACAUGAAAGGCAGUGUUUUCACCUGAUAUCAUUACAGCAAGAAGUGGUUCUUAAAAACUAAAUUAAAGCAGAGAUUAAUGCUGAUCAAGUGUUUGUUAUAACUUGUCAAAUGAACUGAGAAAAUUUUCCAUUUUGGGACACCACCAGUGGUUUUCCUGUGAAGUAAAGUCUGAGAAAUGAGUGCAGAAAUUCCAUACUGAUGACAAUGUCACUACCCAGAUCCAGUUAGUGCUUCUGAUUGGAUGAAGCAAAUUUCCAACUAAUCAGAAGCUCUUCCCGGAUCUGGGUGGUGACGAGUCGUCAGUAUGGAAUUUCUGUCCCCAUUUUUCCCAUGUCAUUUUGUGGGGAAACCAACAUUGGCAUCGCAAAAUGUCAGCUGUUUUCCCAGGUUGCAAAUGGUCGAUGCUUCUCAAAGAAAUAAUUUGAAGCAAAUAAAUUAUUAUUGUCAAAUUGUGUGUGUCUGUAAAAAUCUCCAUACCCUUUAUACUGGAAAAGUAUAAAGGUAAAGUGGAAUUUCCAGAGGGGUGGGGCUGGCAGGGGGUCAAACCAAAGACCCUCUGUAGGGGGAGUUUGGAUUUUUCUGGAGCAAUACAUUUUAUUGUACCUGAUAUCUGAACUGCCUUCACAGUAGUAAUUUGUUUUCUUGUCUUGAAUAAUUUUACUUGAGACUGAAACAGUAGCGGGUUGCUAAUGCUGUUCUAGUUAACUUUUGUAUUGAUGUUAUUCUAUGCCAUCAUUUCUUGUCAGGAGGGUGUUGCCCCUGAAGAGGUGGUCAAGUUUGGAGCUGAGUAUAUGGAGUUAGAUAGUUGGGUUCGUCGGAGGCAGUACAUUGCACUUAAAGAUGCUCUUGGUACAGGGGUAACCCUUCACUUACAGGUAAAGGAAUCUUCUAAUCUGUUAUGAUCUCUUUGCUGACUCUCCUGUUAAGUGUAGUUAUUGACAAUAGCUCUCUAUACUUUGCCAUCCCUACUUCAAGGGCUUGAUAAAAAGAGGGUGUAACCAUGCAAGUGAAAAUGAUCUACACAAGUCUUGAUAUUAUUGUUACUCUUUUUGCCAGGAAAAUGACCUGCUUCGUGACAUCUUUGACUUAGGGCCUCAGCUUAAACCCACAGAUGUCCAUAAAACAUCUCGCUAUCAAAGGGUAAGCCUUGAUGUUUGGUAAUAAUGUGAUGUGGAAGUUGUGAUAUUUGGGUUAUCAUGUGAUGCAAAAGCCCUUAUGUUUGGCUCAUGAUAUAAUGAGAAAGGAUAAGCUAUAGUAUUGUCUCGGUCAUGCGUAUGAUUGGUUUUUCUGCCAAAAAGAGUUAAGGGUCUGUUAAGUGUUUAAGGUGAAAAUUUAUUUUAUACCUACAGCGGAACAGUCAAACAUUCAAACACAAAUUUUAUAUUCCAAAUUAUUUCAACCAGUUUCGUCUCCACACGGUGACUUGUGUCCAGUUCAAAUGUAAAACUUCUGCUGUGUUGAUUGUAAUCGAUUUAAGUGCAGCAGAAGUUUGAUGAUUCAAAUUUUGGAUGAUUUUUUUCUCAGUUUUCAUAUAUACAAUAAUAGAGUGUACAUGUCAUUCAACUCGGUGGAAAUUUGAUGUAACUUCAUACUCCUUUUCUUGUAAUGAGGUGUCAAGAGCAGUUAAACAUGUGACUUUCAACUUAAGACAAAAGUCAUAUUAAAUUUGACUGGAUGGAAUUCUGACAUUUGAACUGGACUUUGGAAACCAUAUAUAGCUAAUGGAUUGUUACACUGGAUAUUUACAAAAACAAUAACUGAUUCUUUGCAAUGGUUUUAUCUACAGCAACUUUACAACAAUGCAGUAUCCAAAGCCAGGACGCUGGUUCGUGGAAAGAACAGAGACAAGAGAAAUGCUUUUAUGUACUGAAUAUUACAUUAAUUGAUAAUAAUAAGAUAAUGGACUGUAAACAGUCCCCUACUUUUCCGUAAGGUCAUCGGGGUUUUAUAUUGAGGGCUUCCUUUAUGGGUGAACGUCUUGAUUUCAAUGGUAGUGCUUGAUCCCGAUGAUCUUACAGAAAAAUAGGGGACUAUAAGCAGUCUAAUAAGAUAAAUGCGAUGGUAUGUACCUUGUUCUGUAAAUAAUAUGUCAGUGGAUUUGCACCAUUAUAGCAUGAAGAAAGUAGUUUAUGUGUGGAUUGGGGGGGGGGGGGG
Messenger RNA from Porites lobata, 15963 nucleotides. Lineage: Eukaryota; Metazoa; Cnidaria; Anthozoa; Scleractinia; Poritidae. The record is from the annotation of a GenBank genome assembly.